Messenger RNA from Diatraea saccharalis (sugarcane borer), 2709 nucleotides. The record is from the annotation of a GenBank genome assembly. NCBI's taxonomy places the organism in Eukaryota, Metazoa, Arthropoda, Insecta, Lepidoptera, Crambidae.
GUUGUAAAGUGAGACAGAAAAUAAGAAUUUGAUUCUCUAAUCAGGGCGCACGAAGUAAAUAAAGUAAAAACGUACAAAGAAUAAGGUGAACAUAAAAGUGAUGAAGUAGUAUGUACCAUAAGUAUAAUCUAUAAUGUUUACUACUAACACUGUACAAACCGGCACAGUGCCGACGUUGCAAUAUCAAGAACAUCCCACUCAAAAGACUCAAGGCAAAAACAUCGAGAAUGCACAGCAAAAGAACCCUCAACAGACACAACAAACUCAACAACAACAAGAGUUUCCAACAUUCUGUUAUACAACAAAUGUAAAUAUGAUUGGUAAGAUAGGUACUGGGUCUACUGGAGGAACUGCUGGAGUGACUGGUGGUGUGAAUAUAGCCCAACUUACAACAGGCGAUGAUAAGACAUGUUACAUAGCUCAACCAUUCUCAUAUAAUUAUGCUCUUGUCAAUCAAAUGCAGAUUGCCCCUAAUGGAAUUCAAAAUACCAUAUCUAACAUCAGUUUCAAGUGUGAUGUUUGUGGCUUAAUGUUUGGUCAUCUUACUCUGCUGAAUGCUCAUAAAAGGAUUCAUGUCCAGGAUACAGAUAACAGUAUCAGUGUUGUAGCAACUGGUGUAACUGCCAGCAAUGAGGUAAAUAUGCCACCUCAUAUUCAAAUUCUCUCAUCGGACCCUAAUGAACAACAAACCCAUCAUGUUCAAAUUCAGGACACCAAACCAGUGAUUAUUGAUAAGAUUCAGAAAUGUAUUACCUGUGGUGGACAUAUUGCUAAUAAUCCCAAAAGAAAAGGACCCAAACUUAUAAGAUGUGAAAAUUGUAUUGCACAAGAUUCUGUUGAGCAGAGGAAUAAUCAAAUGAAUUCAACACAGAUAUUUGUUGCAUCAGAAGAUAAUGUUAAAUUUGAAGUGACUGGGGUCACUAAUGUCCAACAACCUACUGAUCCUCUGGCUCCCACACCAUCCAAUCAACAAACCCAACAACAACAGCAACAACAAAAAACAUUGCCUGGACAUCAUCCUGUAAAAAAAAGAAACUUGGCUGCUGUAACAAAAUGUCAAAACUGCAAUGGCUCUGGCAUUAUAUUUGUGGGGGGGAACAAAAAUAAAUUAAAUCAACCUAAUGUUGAUAAACCUUUUCAUUGUAACAUUUGUGGUGGUUCGUUCUCUAGGUAUUCAUCUCUAUGGUCUCAUAAAAAACUUCACACGGGUGAGAAGAAUUUUAAAUGUGGAAUAUGUGGUAUUGCUUUUGCCAAAGCAGUUUAUCUGAAAAACCAUUCCAGAAUUCACACGGGAGAAAAACCUUAUAGAUGUAAUACUUGCGGCAUGCAGUUUUCACAGUCCCCACAUCUAAAAAAUCACGAGAGAACGCACUCUGGCGAGAAACCUUAUGUUUGUGAGGUGUGCGAUAAAGGUUUUGCAAGACACGCUACUUUGUGGAAUCACAGACGCAUUCAUACGGGAGAGAAGCCUUAUAAGUGUGAAAUUUGCGGAUCAGCAUUUAGUCAAGCGGCGCAUCUAAAGAAUCAUGCGAAGGUACAUUCCGGGGAGAAACCUUUUAAGUGCGAUAUUUGCACCGCGGCCUUCGCAGAUCGGUUUGCCUUGAAACGGCAUAGAGGAAUCCAUGACAAAUACGGUCAAACAGCGCCACUUCCUUCGAGAAUUCAACAAAACCAACAAGAGCAACAACAGCAGUCCCAAACACAAAACACUGAACAACAGAGUACGCAACCAGCAGUUGAAGUGGAACAUCACAAUGAUCAAUCACUCUGAGUGUAGUUUCAAUUUCGAAAUCGUGUCAAAUCCCACCCUUAUUUGUUUUUUAAAUGACAAAUGUGUAGCAUAAUAUUAACAUCAAUUUUAUCAAUGCGCAGGGGCUCAAAUAUGUAAAUAAUAAUCUUUAUGUAUUAUAAAGAAGUGAAAAUCAAUUCAGUUUAUUUAAUAAAAAAAUAAUUAACCAGUGCAAAAUAACGGACACUGCCAUUACUAUAUUGUAAAAUUAUUAUGCGUCACAUGCAUUUUUAUUGUGGUUAAAUCAAAUUAAAAAUAAUGAAAGGUCAAUCAAACUAGAAAUUAAAUUUGAAUAGAAGAGUUUACUAACAAAUGAAAAACAUGCGCAAAUAAAAAUACCUGUAUAAAAGUAAUUUUAAUAAUGCUUUUCUUGUAUAAAGCUACUUAAGUUUUACCAAAAUAAUGUCAAUGGCCAUCAAUCAAUACAUUGGAAAUAAUAAUACCUAAAUUGGCUGUGCUAUUAAUUAAUUAGUGAAAUAUUUUUGUACUUGUUAUUUAUUUUUCUUUCAUAUUUAAUAAUAAAAACGUUACACAGAGGCGUCACCUGAUGGCGCCUAUUUAUUCAAUGUAUUCCUACUGCUCAUCAUCUCAUUCUUGGAUACUUCUUUUUCAUGUAAAUAAAUCAUUAGAUCUUUAUGUUAAACUAGAAGCCUUUGUGAUCUAGUAUUUUAGCAUAUCCAAUGACUCGUCGAAUUUAAGUUUAUUUAAUAUAAAUUAGAUGUACUUACUAACUUUGCAAAAUAUCAAGACUUGCAAUAUACCUUAAGCAGGCAUUUGUCUGAUGAUAAGUACAUAAAUGCUGACAUUUUGGUAAGUGCAACUCAUUUAUAAGUAUUUUGCAUCAGUUUCGAUGCAAUUUUGUAAGUUAGAAAGAAUUUAUAGUUACAAAUAAAAUUAUAGUAAAAAUUGGUCUAGACUGA